CAUCCAUUGACGACGUCCUGAACCAGCUGAGGACGAGGUGCGCUUACUGGACGACGACAGCGCAACCUACUUGACUUUGAAGCUGAAAGUCUCGGUUGUCCGCCGUCUACGACUGUCGAGCCAACCAUACGUGUAUUGAGGAGGAGAGAGCGGUUAUGGCAAACGAGCAGCUGCGGUACUCGGGUGACGGUAAGAAUAUCGGCGACUGUUUAGGGCAAAAACAAUCUGGUGAAUAUCCUGCAGAAACCUAUUGUACUCGAUGCGACCGACAGUUCCGGUCCACAAAUGCGUUCAAGCAGCAUGUGGAGACAUCGUCUUACCAUCACUACUGCGAACCCUGCGGCAGAGACUUUGUGACGCCUGUGGGGUUGAUACAACACUUCGUGCAGAGCCCUCGUCACUUCUACUGUCAACGCUGCAAUGAGCACUUUGAUGCGAAAGAAGAGCGCAGCCUCCACAGACGGACAAAGCAUUACUAUUGCCCUCGGUGUGAUGCCAUCUUUGAGUUCGAGGUCGGCUUGCAUGAACAUAACCGCCAAAAACAUUUCUAUUGUGUAUCCUGCAAAAGAGUCUUCAACUCGCAAAGCAAUCUAGAUGCUCACAUGAAGUCGUCUCUGCACACCUCUCCGAUCAUUGAAUGCACAGCCCCUUCCUGCGGCAGGCUCUUCCUGAACCGCGGUGACCUUGCCAAGCAUUGGGAGGCCGGGACCUGCUCCUCUGGACUAGACCGCGCUGGUCUGAACGAGGCGAUAAUUGAAGCCGAUACCAGACGCAUGUUCACAGAUCCCGAUCGACUUCUCACGGGAUCCAGCGGACCCUCAGGACGCACGGCACGCGAGACACAGGCGACGAAGGCCGUGCGGGGCAAACACGCGUACAAGUGCACGCUUUGCAACAAGACCUUCAAGGCCAAACGCGGUCUCGAUGCACAUCUCAGCAGCCCUGCACAUGCCGAAAGGAUUUACCGCUGCCCUCCGCGCGCUGACGGGUGCGACUCCGAGUUCACGACACUCAGCGCGCUGAUGCAGCACGCCGAAAGCGGUCGCUGCGAGGUGUUUGCGGAGGAAAUGACGGACGCAUUUGAUAAGCUCAAGAGGCGGAUAGUCAACGGGCUGUAA
Molecule: messenger RNA, 1118 nt
Organism: Phanerochaete carnosa HHB-10118-sp
Lineage: Eukaryota; Fungi; Basidiomycota; Agaricomycetes; Polyporales; Phanerochaetaceae
Exons: 2
Coding region: 156-1118 (320 amino acids)
Biological process (GO): regulation of transcription by RNA polymerase II
Cellular component (GO): nucleus
Molecular function (GO): RNA polymerase II transcription regulatory region sequence-specific DNA binding; DNA-binding transcription factor activity, RNA polymerase II-specific
Source: RefSeq, a predicted model, not a curated record